Molecule: messenger RNA, 2538 nt
Organism: Motacilla alba alba
Lineage: Eukaryota; Metazoa; Chordata; Aves; Passeriformes; Motacillidae
Gene: JHY
Product: junctional cadherin complex regulator
Exons: 8
Coding region: 232-2322 (696 amino acids)
Biological process (GO): axoneme assembly
Source: RefSeq, a predicted model, not a curated record
GACAGGGGAGGCCUCAGGGACACAGUGGCUUUCCUCUGGGGACUGAGGUCCUGCUCCAGGCCAGCAGGUUCCCCCUUCCCUGCCCAUCCCAGGCCCUGCUCCCAGGGCUGCCGUGGUCACUGAUGGGAGCAAGGGACACAGGGGACAGUCCAGGUGUCUGCAGGCUGCCUGCAGGGUGAACUCAGGCGUGACCAGCAGGGGCUGGUGUGAACCAUCGGAGCGAAAGAGGGGAUGAAUCCUCCAAACAUGAAAUACAUUUCAGUCUCUUCCCCCCACACUUACGCCAGCAACAACAUCCACGUCCCUCCAAAAAUCCUCGUGCCACCCGUCUUCCAACCUGCCAGCUGGGAAAGGGAAAGGAGCUCUGCCUCCAGUGCUGAGGAUUCCCAGGAUUCCGACUGGGAGAGCCUGGAAAAGGAGAGGCAGCGCCAGCUGGAGCUCCAGCAGAGGAUCCUGCAGAACCAGGAGCUGGGAGGGCAGGAGGCAGGUGACAUCCUGGAGGAUGACAGCUUGGAUGAGGACAGCUUGGAGGAGAUGAGUUCUGAAGAGAAAGGAGCUGAGCACGACACAAGAAAGAAAAGAGAACCAAAGAUUCAUGGCAGUGGAAGGAAAAAACUGCCUGUGGACAAAUAUUCCAGCCUGAGGUACAAUCCUCAUUGGAAGAGGGCAAAAAAGGGAGCAGAUUUUUUUGAGGCAGAGAAGGCAUCCCAAAUUUUUGGAGGAAGCAGUGGGGACUUUUCACUGGAUUCAUUUUAUCUCCAUUCCGAUGGCUCCUCAGAAAAUAACCAACAGGAGGCAAAGACCCAGGAUUCACCCCCAGAGUUCGGUCCAGAAUUAUUCAGCUUUCAUGGAGGAGAUGUGGCCAGCAACAAACCUGUUGAGCCACAAGCCAAAAGGGAGGAACCUGCGGAUGGUUUUCAUUCCAAAAAUAAUCCUGGCCACGCUUUUCCUCCUCAGAAUCAACAGGAUCCACCCCAAAGAGCAAAAAAAAACUUUGUGAGAAAAAAUAAGCGGACUUUGGGGUUACAGUCAGAGAGGAUGAAUUCCUAUCUUGAGCUGCACAAUAAAAAGCAGCAAGUUCUUCAAGGGCAGGAGCAGCACGAGUCCUUGCAGAGACACGAAGCAGAGUCCGGGCAGCCUCUCAGGGGCAGAGCUCUCCCACGGAGGAAUGGCCAGGAACCCCCAGGAGCAGCAGCAGCAGCAGAGCCUUCGAUCCACCAGCAAAUCCCAAAAGCAUUCCAGGCUGCUCCCCCUGCAGUGGGGCAGGAUCCCAGCUCAGCCCUGCACCCAAGUUCUUCUCUUGGCCCAGCAGGAAAACCCCAGAGUGGCUUAAAUAAUUGCCCAAAUUCAGUCCUUACCACGCCUAAUUAUCAUUUUCUCCCAAUAUUCCAGAAUUUUUACCCACCAGAGGUUUUAAAUCCCGAAUAUCCCAGGAAGGAGGACAAGGAAUCCCAGCACGGCUCUCCAGCUGGAAUUCCACAUGGAUUCCCAGCCAGUGCCAUCCCUGGGCAGCAUUUUGCCAGGAAUAGCAGCAGCAGUGGCCAGACACAGCCAGAAUUGGGGAAUAUUUCAGCUGAUUUUAAUGCCAUUUUUCAAGAAGGGGAGGUGAAGGAUCAAGCACCGCUUGCGGAUUUCAAAAAUCACAUUCAUGAGGACAACAGCUCCCCAACAGCUGCUUGUAGGAUCUCCCAUUUCACAGAAAAGAAGGAGCAGCAUCGGCCAAGAAUUUCUGAUUUCGAGGACGCUUUUGCUGGCACGUGGCUGUGGGGUUUGUUCCCACCUGCCCUGCCCCAGGAGCGGAGGGGCUCACAGGGAGAUUCAGGGAAAGCUGAAGGAAAUCCAAGGAAAAUGAGACGAAGCAGCUCAGAAGGGUCUCUCCUGCAAAGGGAAAAGCAAAACCAGCCCAAAGGCAGCAAGAAGCUGGGUAGCUCCAAAUUCUACUUCAAUCUCAGUAUGAAGCUUGGAGGCCUUGGACCUGACUACGAAACAAUCAAAGAGAAAAAAGAAAAGCUAAAGCUGCAGAAGGAAUAUUCCAGGCAAAUUAAGGAAUACAACAUGAAGAAUAUUACUGUGGUUCAGAGGCUGCCUGCAAAGCCCCAGGUGUCUUCAGUGUCCAGACAGAAGGCUCUGGAAUAUGCCAAGAAGAUUCCAAGACCAAAGACUUUCAUAGCGAGGCAAUCGGAGCAGGAGCUGAAGGAGCCUCUGCCCCAGGCUGCAGCUGAACCCAGGUUACCCAAAAUCCCAUCCCUGGAAUCUUUGUGGAGCAGGCACGAGAAGGAGAAGGAAGUUGUGGCUGCUUUUGAAGCCCUUCACAUCUUAUAGGUAUUUGGGAAAUCUCAGGGAUCGAGGCAAAAAUGCCUGAACUGGUUUAUUUUCAGCUGUGACCGUCGCAUCUUCAUUUCCCAGUCUGCUGAAAUUUAAACUGGUUUAAGUUUAAUUAUUUUUGAAUGUUAGAAUUGGUUCUAAUUGUUCUACUUGUACCUAUUUCGUUUAUUAAAUGGAACCAUUUGCAUUUAUAGCAUUUUAAAUAUAGUGCUC